CUCUUUAUACCAUCCACCAUACCUAACUGAUUCAAUAUUAGGCAAUUUCUCUCGUGUAAUGUAAUGAGAAAUCAAUGAUUAUGUAUUGAGAAUUGAAAUUCAGAGAAUCGGCAAGAUGAGCAAAUCCUAUUGAAGACAUUUCAUUAAUCUGCAUAUAUAUAUCUGUAUAUUUGUUGUUCGGAUUAGAAGAUAUAAACACAGGUUAUGAGCAUCUAUGAGAUACAAGAGGCAUUUUCCUGCUAUUAAAUGCAAUGCAGUAUAUGAACAAUAUUUGUGCCUGUGUUUUAUGCAUGAUGUUCUCUUGCAUGAGGGUGUUGGUUGGUCUAUUAUUGCAGAUAUAUGAUUAGCUUAGGUUCCUAUAUAAGGUGCCAGAAUGUUGAGGCAAUCACCUCGUAGAAGUCAGAGGAUUAGUGGGAUGAAGAAGCUGCGUACUGCCAGUGAGAUCAAGUUGGGGAGAAAGGAUCUAAAGCUGAAGACAACAACACUAGUGGAAACCGAGGGCCCGGAUGUCACCAAGAUAGAUGCUGAUGGCAAGGAAACAGAGAAAAAAGAUGUGGAGGGGAAGAAAGAUGGUGAUGACAAGGAAACUGAGAAAAAAGAUGGGGAGAAGAAGCAAGGUGACGGUGACAAGAAAACAGAGAAAAAAGACGGUGAUGACAGGAAAACAAAGAAAAAAGAGAAGCAGAAGCAAGAUGGCGGUGAGAGGAAAACAGAGAAAAAAGAUGGUGAUGACAAGAAAAUAAAGAAGAAAGAUGGUGAUAACAAGGAAAAAGAGAAGAAAUAUGGCGGUGACAAGAUAACAAAGAAGAGAGAUGGUGAUGGUGACAAGAAAAAAGAGAAGAAGAAGCAAGACGGCAAUAACAAGGAAACAGAGAAAAAAGACGGUGAUGACAAGGAAAAAGAGAAGAAAAGGAAGAAGCAGCAGAAGAAAGAUGGUGAUGACAAGAAAAAAGAUGAGGACGCUAAAGAAAGCAAGGGCAAAGAUGAGAAGAGCAAAAAGAAGAAAAGCAAGGAAGAAGAAGAUGAAGAUGAGAGGAGAAGAAAGAAGGGAUUGGGUCAGCAAAGGAUAAGAGGAACAAUCACUGAGGAUUUCAAUUCCUCACCAAGAACAACUGAAGGAGCUGACUCUCCAUCCCCAUCACUUUGAAUUCUCUUACCAUGAGAUGACAUGUCUAUCAACUAGAAUUCUAUUUCCCAUCUUGUGUAGAUGUUAAUAUUUUCUUUUUGAGAGUUCAUUUUUUUUAGUC
Molecule: messenger RNA, 1247 nt
Organism: Salvia hispanica
Lineage: Eukaryota; Viridiplantae; Streptophyta; Magnoliopsida; Lamiales; Lamiaceae
Source: RefSeq, a predicted model, not a curated record